Messenger RNA from Varanus komodoensis (Komodo dragon), 1220 nucleotides. It is a transcript of the gene TSR3, whose product is annotated as TSR3 ribosome maturation factor. Gene Ontology annotation, biological process: maturation of SSU-rRNA. Gene Ontology annotation, molecular function: rRNA small subunit aminocarboxypropyltransferase activity. NCBI's taxonomy places the organism in Eukaryota, Metazoa, Chordata, Lepidosauria, Squamata, Varanidae. The transcript has 6 exons. The record is from RefSeq and is a predicted model, not a curated record. The coding region runs from base 16 to 861 and encodes 281 amino acids.
CCGGCGCGUGCAGCCAUGGGGGGGCGGCGGCGGGGGGGCCGGCGGCGGCCGCCUCAGCGUGCUCAGCCCGCGCGGGGGCCGCUGGAGACGUUUCCCGCGACGCUGGGCGAGUCCUUGGAGGGCGGCGGCGCAGGGGCGGCGGCCGAGGACGCGCAGGGCGGCGCUGCCGAAGGCUGCCGCCGGUGCCCGCUGGCCAUGUGGGAGCUGGGCCACUGCGACCGGAGGCGCUGCACCGGGCGGCGCUUGGCGCGGAAGGGGCUGGUGCGGCCGCUGCGCCUGGGCCAGCGCUUCGGAGGCCUCGUGCUCAGUCCGAUGGCGGCGCGCCACGUCUGCCCCGCGGACAGGCAGGUCGUGGCUCAGAAUGGCAUUGCGGUGAUUGACUGCUCCUGGGCAAAGCUGGAGGAGACACCAUUCAGCAAGAUGAAAGGAAACCAUCUCCGGCUGCUGCCCUACCUGGUGGCUGCAAAUCCAGUGAAUUAUGGCCGGCCCUGCAAACUUUCCUGCGUGGAAGCUUUUGCUGCUACAUUAUGCAUUGUGGGAUUCUCUGAUCUUGCCACAAUGCUCUUGCAAAAAUUUAAGUGGGGAGAAGUAUUCCUUGAUGUGAACAGAGACCUGUUGGAAAGAUAUGCAGCCUGCAGCUGUGAAGAGGAGGUGCUGAGAGUUGAGAGAGAAUUCCUGACCCAUGCUGAAACAAAAGAAGAAAUAGAUCCCUUUGACAUUGAUUCUGGAAAGGAGUUUGCUAAUCUCAACAGGCCUGCCAGAGCCUUAGGAGUAACAGCUGGAGAUGAAAGUUCAGGUGAAGAAACAUCUGAAGAUACUGAUGAGGGCGUGACAGUGGUGGAGGCAGCAGUGACAGCUUAGAAGAUCUGGAUGCAACACAUAGUACACACAGAAAGCCAGCUGAGUGGGAGAAAACAAUGGACAGAUUAGGGCACCAAUCCUAAACUGAUGCAGAAGGAAGUACCAUUGAACUCAGCAGUGGGUUUUAUUUCUAAAACAGCAUGCUUAGAAUAGGUCAUAUGAUAGCUCAGUUUAACCACAAGGGCAAGCCACCUAGUUGUAUAGUUCAUAGUCUAAGGCUUUUGAGGACUUUCUCUUGUAGAAAACUGCCUCCAGCUAGUGAAAGCAUUCUUGUCUUUUUCUUGUAGUAUACACAUUACUGCUAUUAGUAAAAUAUAUUGAGAUAUAUUUUGGUGGAAAUAAACUGGGAUGAGUUUCUA